UCUACUCAACAAACUAAACACCAACUACUGUAACGCAGUUACGAUCAAAGUCAAAUGCUUUGAGUUUGGAGUACUUGUUCGCAGCUCCAUCAAUGGCUGAUCCCAACCUCGCCUAUCUAUCUCUCCUCCUUCUUCUCCCUCUAUCUAUCCUCUUCUUCCUCUACCUCAUAGUCCGGCCACGCCCCGUCAGGAUCCCAAUCAAGAACCGCCAUGUGUUCAUCACCGGUGGAUCCAGCGGGAUCGGCCUCGCCCUGGCUCACCAGGCCGCUUCAGAGGGCGCGCGCGUCUCCAUCCUCGCCCGGUCCCUCGACAAGCUUGAGGACGCGAAGCAGGCGAUCCGGCUCGCCACCGGCGUCGACGUGGCUGUGUUCGCGGCAGACGUGCGCGACUACGACGCCGUCACGAAGGGCGUGGAGGAGGCAGGGCCCAUCGACGUGUUGAUCGUGAAUCAGGGGGUGUUCGUGCCUCAGGAGCUGGAAAGGCAGGGAUUGGAUGAGGUGAAGUUCAUGGUGGACGUGAAUCUGAUUGGAGCUUUCAAUAUGAUCAAAGCCGCUUUGCCUGCAAUGAAGCUUAACCGAAGCGACCGUGGGCCCGCCUCCAUCGCUCUCAUGUCGUCCCAGGCCGGCCAGGUGGGUAUAUACGGUUACACAGCUUAUUCAGCCAGCAAGUUUGGGCUUCGGGGUUUGGCAGAGGCUUUGCAACAGGAGGUCAUUGCGGAUGACAUCCAUGUCUCUCUUAUAUUCCCUCCGGACACCGACACUCCCGGUCUAGUCGAAGAAAACAAGAGAAGACCACAGCUCACCGCCAUCAUUGCAGCCUCCUCUGGUGCAAUGAAAGCGGAUGAAGUUGCGAUGAAAGCUUUAAGUGGCAUCAAAUCUGGUAGCUUUAUUGUUCCCUGCAACUUCGAUGGUCUGUUACUGUCUAUAGCAACUGCCGGUUUAUCACCCCAGAGAUCAUUCCUGAUGGCAUUUGUCGAAGUUGUUGCCACUGGUAUAAUACGUUUUGUAGCUCUAUGCUACCAGUGGAGCUGGUAUCGAAGUAUAGAAAAGUGGACGCGCAAAAAUAGGACCUAAAAGUUCAUGCUGCUUUCUGUGGGUAUCAAUACCUUGGGUGUUAGGAUGGCGGCUAUCAGUUCAGUUCUGCUGAUUACCAUCAAAGUUAUUACCACAUCGAUUCUUUUCCACCUUGUGCGCAGCUAUGCCAUGUUGUGUUAACAUAUCGGUCAUGUUCUUUUAGUUCCCAUUUUGCAGCAGAUUUUGAACUUUUUUGUAGCCGCAAUUAUCUUUUGGCCGAAUCAUUUCACUCUGUAUUUUUUUUUUC
Molecule: messenger RNA, 1320 nt
Organism: Juglans microcarpa x Juglans regia
Lineage: Eukaryota; Viridiplantae; Streptophyta; Magnoliopsida; Fagales; Juglandaceae
Product: 3-dehydrosphinganine reductase TSC10A-like
Exons: 4
Coding region: 93-1073 (326 amino acids)
Biological process (GO): sphingolipid biosynthetic process
Cellular component (GO): endoplasmic reticulum membrane
Molecular function (GO): 3-dehydrosphinganine reductase activity
Source: RefSeq, a predicted model, not a curated record